AUGACUUCAACAAAAAAAGAAGACGAAGAAAAAUUUGCACUUAUCUUUCGUGCUAUACAUGAUCUAUUUAAAAAAAAGGAAAUCCUAUCAUUAGUAGAUAAAAAUGAUCAAUAUAAAAUUCGUGAACAAAUUGAAAUUGGCUUAAAAGAUCACGUCAAAAAAAUUCGUCAACAAUAUAAAUUAAAAGAUCAAGAAAAAUUCGAGAAAUCAGUAUAUACAUUAUUUAAUGCAAUAAAGAUGAAAAUAAAAUCUGAUGGAAUGAUGCUUGAGAUGAAUAAUCCAAUGCCAUACAAUUUUCAUGAGCAAUCUGGACCAAACAUAGGUGAUCCAUAUGAACAAUUACCUCUACAUCAUCUAAAAGCAGAAGCUGCAGGAGGGGAUUCUAAUGAAAAGCAUAUGGAAUAUAUUGAAGGUAGUUAUUUUUUUAAAUUGGUCAUUUUUUUUCCUUCAGAUAUAAUUGAUAAACAAUCAAUAAUUACUUCAUGUUUAAAUCAAGCAUACGGACCAGGUAAUGGAAAAACUCGUGGUACACCAUCAUUUUUGUUUUCAUUAUAUAAAGGUGAACCAUGGACAACAAAACGACAUCCAUUUUCAGCAUCAAAUCAUAAUUCAAAUAGUUUACCAUAUGAACAACAACAAAAUAUGCAAUAUUAA
Messenger RNA from Rotaria socialis, 654 nucleotides. Lineage: Eukaryota; Metazoa; Rotifera; Eurotatoria; Philodinida; Philodinidae. The record is from the annotation of a GenBank genome assembly.